GAACACGAAGAUAUUUUCUCCGGUUUGCUGAUAUCUGAUGACCUACUGAGGGUGUUUGACCGCACGAACCAGUAGCACGUUAAUGUGCAACCAAGGCCAGGCCCAGACCCAGACCCAGACCCAGCCCCAGAUCCCAACCCUGGCCACGUUGGUACAUCACUUAUAACCUGUCGGACCGCAUCCCGUUCGAGUCGCUCAACCCAUCUCCUAUCAAAUUUUCGUCUUCAUUGUGAUCCCUCGCACCUGCAAAGAACUUCCGUGUAGGUGCGGGAGGACAUGUUGUCAUUUUGAGUCAAAGAAACGAGCAGCAUCGCGAAGACCUGCCAAGAGGACAGACAUCCGAUUAGAAAGUGUCAAGACUGAGCACAAGUCGUGCUAGACUUUCAAGCAAUUUAGUUGCUCCGCCAAAGACUCUGAAGAAUACGUAAAACCCACACACACACACACACACACACACACACACAAAGGCGACGGCAACCAGAAGGGCAGAAAAGGAUCCGAUGUUCCGACCUCGACCAAACCCUGCCGACCAAUUCGCAUACCCGUUUGGGUUCAGCGCCGACCAAGAGACCGACCUCUCCUACUAUUCACAGCAACAGUUGCCAAACCAUUUUCUGCUUGCGGCGCUUGGAUGCGACUCGAUUCGGGUCAGCAGACAAGGAGCUGGAGGUGAAGGAGCUGGAGCUCAGCAGGAGGAACCUUGCACAAACGAGAACACCAUCGCUCCGGAGCCAGGUACAAGUGGGGCAGCCAUCGACCAAAGAGAGGGGGCUACCCUGUCUGGGGUGGCUCCUUCACCUCCCCAUAGAACACCAGCAACGGCAGCUGCAGCUGCUGCCCUCCUCGAUCGUCAUCGCUACAGCAGAACCAACCCCACCUCGUCUGCCGUGGUGGUUGGUGAUUUCGACUUUUCGAGCUACCAGCUCCCGAGCCACCAGCUCAAUCGACACAGCCUCCCUCAGUCGCAGCGAUCUUCUCACCAAAUAUUGUCUUCGUUGCCAUCGCCCACCUCGCCCACAACCCACGACAUCAUUCGUAAUCGACUGAACGAUCCGGAACUUCUCGCGACCGCUCGUCUUUUGCGGCAGACGACGGUCAUCACCAAGAUGGACGAAGGCGUCGCCGCAAACGAUGACCUGGCUGCACAGGAGGCUGCUGCAAGGGAAUAUCAACCACAACUUACGGGCCCUCUCGUCGGUUUCAAACAACCAAGCCAUGCCAUAACCGAAGAAUACGCCAAGGCCGACCCGGUCUACGUGGAGAAGACUAUGGCUCUCCCAAACACAUACUCGCACUAUCGUCCCAUACUUGGCGACGGCAAUUGCGGCUGGAGAGCUAUCGGCUACGCGUACUUUGAGACCCUCAUCCUGACAGCGACUCCGGCUAAGAUUAAGGGGGAGCACGAGCGCAUCACUUCUUUGAACGACUACAUCUCCAAUGUUGGUGGAUAUGGCUCGUAUAUCUGGGAAGACAUGGUGGAUGAAACAUUGGGUCUUCUCAAGGAAAUCGGCGACUUCCUUGUCCAAGGGGAUCAAGAAGGCGCCUCGUCUCACCUGCACACCCGAUUCAACCAACCCGAGGUCUCGAGUGCCAUUGUCUAUCACCUUCGCAUGCUGGCUGCCUCGUACCUCAAGGGUCACGCUACUGAUUACGAGCCCUUCACCAAUGGCGGAGUCCAAAAUCACUGCAGCGGUACGAUUGAGCCCAUUGAUCGCGAGAUUGAUCACCUGGGAGUUACCUUGCUUGUUGAGGUCUUACUGAGGCCGGCUGGGUUUGUUCUCGAGAUUGCAUACCUGGAUCGCAGUGCCGGCGAGCAGGUUAACGUCUACCGUUUCCCGGAUGAGGCCAACGGCCAGGAUGAAGCGACAUUGGGCCCUGUGAUUCACCUUUUGUUCCGCCCUGAUCAUUAUGACAUUCUCUACAAGCCGCCACCCCAGCCUGUAGACGUGCAGGUAUAUCGCGCCAUGGUUCCCACUGAGAUAGUACCCGAGAUACACCAAAUGAGCCAAUGGGCAAUGGACUCAAAUGCUGCCGACAUCAACUAUGAUGUUCUGAGCAUGAUCCCGGGGUUCGACUUGAAUCCCAAGGGCGGUCAGCGUCAGCAGGAAUUGGUGAAUGUCCCAUCUUACAGUCAGCGCCCUGACCCAGCCGCGUCAUGGACCCCGUCGCCAACAUCCUACACGCAACAGGUGACACCACCAGCUCCGUCUCCGGCUUCCUCGAUUACCUAUGCUCCUCAGCAAAGUCGCCAGCAAUCUAUCCACGGAGUACCACCACAAUCGUACGUUGGCGUGCCGCACCAUCUCCAGCACCAGCAUCAAUACCAUGACCCACCGCAGCACCAAGAACAACAGCACCCAAUACGGUUUAGCACACAUUGUUGGCCUACAGCACAAUCGAAUGCAUUCUCAGACUUCCCUGUGGCAAAGGAAGAACAAACUUUGCAGACGGCAACAAUGCAGAACAGCCCGCUGAAUACGAUCCACUUCAACAACCCCAACUUCCAGCCUCAGGAGUACAAGCCCGGGGACGAAGGGUCGCCCAAAGUCAUGGCAAACAAGAGAAAGGGCGAGCAGUCUGCCAAGAAGGGGAAAAAACUUUCCGUGUCCGACCACAAGAGCAAUUGGAAGCCAAUGCCACAUUGAGACAAGGGGCCAUGAGACUAAGGAGCAGGAGGCGUACGCUUGUAUUUUUGUCGAAAGGGACUCUGUUUGGUGUGUGACGGCGGCGUUCCAGUAUCAACCUGGAAGUUGUGUGGGGAUUUUACGGGAGAUGACAUUACGACGCAAGAUCGCGAAAUUAUUUGUUUGAUGCUAAUGUAUGGCCACGGCGUUUAAUGUGUCCUUUUUUUAUCCACUUUUUGUAACAUGCGACGGCUUAGCCUUAGCAAACCUGCAUCUCAAGGAAGGGAAUGUGAUGGGCGGCGACAAAUGUUCAUGACUUUUGCAUCUUGAUACCAUGUUUAUUGGAAACCGGCUUUAUAUUCGAGACAGGCGGAAGAAACCUGGAUUGUCCGUGAUUCGACCCUACGCUAGUUGCGAAAAUGCGAAAUGAGAAGAGGUACUGGAAUAUCCCGAUGGGUGAGAAGAUUUCCCCUCAGUAGCAGUUAUUCCUUCAGUUGACAAAGGGCUGUGAAAAUGAAUGAAC
Messenger RNA from Pyricularia oryzae 70-15, 3147 nucleotides. RefSeq names its product ubiquitin thioesterase. Gene Ontology annotation, biological process: protein K48-linked deubiquitination. Gene Ontology annotation, molecular function: cysteine-type deubiquitinase activity; ubiquitin binding. The record is from RefSeq and is a predicted model, not a curated record. Gene Ontology annotation, cellular component: nucleus. The transcript has 4 exons. The coding region runs from base 501 to 2645 and encodes 714 amino acids. Lineage: Eukaryota; Fungi; Ascomycota; Sordariomycetes; Magnaporthales; Pyriculariaceae.